AUGCCGCAGGCUGCACGAUGGGCGGGGACUCCCUUCAUCAAGGGAAAGUCAGAGUCGACGCGUAUGAUGCUGUUGACGUUCAGCUUGGUGGGAUUACAGUUUACUUGGGGUACUGAAAUGACCUAUUGCACGCCCUACCUUCUUCAACUCGGUUUGACAAAGUCGAAAACAUCGUUGGUGUGGAUUGCUGGGCCGCUCUCUGGAUUGAUUAUUCAACCUCUCAUUGGUGUCAUUGCGGAUCGGUCACGGUCGAAAUGGGGCCGACGGAGACCUUUUAUGGUAUUUGGGUCUUUUGUGGUGGCGUUUUGUCUCAUUGUGCUGGGAUGGACAGCAGAAAUUGUGGGGUUAUUUGUUACGGAUCCCGAAAAGGCUAAGAAUGUUACUAUCGCGCUAGCGGUUUCAAGUAUCUAUGCUGUGGAUUUCUCUAUCAACGUUGUACAAGCAUGUUGCCGCAGUCUUAUUGUGGAUACAUUACCGAUUCCAUUGCAACAAGCUGGAUCUGCCUGGGCGGGCCGGAUGUGUGCUAUUGGACAACUAAUUAGUUAUGUGAUCGGCUCAAUUAACACUGUCAGCAUUUUUGGAAGUCUCUUUGGAGAUACGCAGUUCAAGCAGAUGACCGUUAUAGCCGCAAUUUCGUUAAUCGCUGCUGUAGCGGUGACUUCAUAUUCGGUGAAAGAGCGUGUUCUGAUUUCCGCGAGGGAUUCUGAAGGGUCAGUUGGUGCAAUCCAAGUGAUCUCGCAGCUUUAUCAGACCACAAUGGAACUGCCACCGCGCAUCCAGGCCAUCUGUUGGGCCCAAUUCUGGGCUUGGAUCGGAUGGUUCCCUUUCCUCUUCUAUAGUACCACCUGGGUAGGCGAGACCUACUUCCGGUACGAAGUACCAAAAGAUGAAAUUACCAAGUCGACCGAUAUGCUUGGCGAAGUUGGUCGUGUGGGCAGUCUCUCACUCGUCGUCUUCUCAUCCAUCACCUUCAUCAGCUCUGUCCUACUCCCAUUCUGCGUACAGUCCCCGGACAGCAAACGCUCUCGCUUCACCCCCCGCCCCCCACCAGGCAUGGCCGCCGUACUUAAAACCUUCACCGCAGUCCGACCAGAUCUUCAAACUGCCUGGUUCAUUUCCCAGAUCAUGUUCGCCGUAACAAUGAUCUUCGCUCCACUAGCCCACUCCCGCGCCUUCGCCACCACUCUGGUCGCAGUAUGCGGUAUCCCCUGGGCAAUCAGCGCCUGGGCCCCUUUCGCAUUCAUGGGCGUUGAAAUCAACAAACUAACCAUGAAUGGUGCCAGCGCACCAGGCAUCGCAGCAUCGUCCACCCGCGCCGGCGUGACGAUGAUCACAUCAGCCAGUCUACGUGCCAACGCAGCAGAUACCGAGUUGGAAGUCCUUCGACUAAACCACCGAGAUACGGACAGUGACACUGACGAAGAAGAUCCUUCCUCUUUACACUCGAAUAUCCCGUCAACGGGCGAGUUAACGGGUAUCUACCUUGGUGUACUGAAUGUGUACACUACACUCCCCCAAUUCGUUGGCACAUUCAUCAGCUGGAUUGUCUUUACUAUCCUUGAGCCUAGCGCAACGGAGACUCCAAAGGAUGGCGAUGCGUCCGAUACUCAAUGGAUGAAUUUGGACAAAGACAAGCCUAAUGCGAUCUCUAUUUGUCUUUUUAUUGGGGCGUUGAGUGCGCUUGUUGCUGCUGAGGCAACGAGACGGUUACGAUACGUGUCAUAA
Messenger RNA from Penicillium pulvis, 1725 nucleotides. Its product is annotated as putative sucrose transporter. Lineage: Eukaryota; Fungi; Ascomycota; Eurotiomycetes; Eurotiales; Aspergillaceae. The transcript has 8 exons. Gene Ontology annotation, molecular function: sucrose:proton symporter activity. The record is from RefSeq and is a predicted model, not a curated record. The coding region runs from base 1 to 1725 and encodes 574 amino acids. Gene Ontology annotation, cellular component: membrane.